GAGUUUCUCGACGACCGCUUCGUGAUCACCAUCGUCGAUUAUCAACCGGUGCAACUCGUCAUCCCCAUGGAUCAAAUACGAAAAUAGCUUUUAGAAUAUCAAAAAAUCGUCAACAUCGGCCAAAUAAUCAUUCAGUUGUUAAUUUGCAUACAACACAACGAACUACAACAACUCGACGAUUAACAUCUCUUGAACGAUGCAAACAAAUUCAAGCUAAUCCUUCCAAUGCUGCCGAGAUUUUACUCCGUGAACGACUCAUUUUCUCAAUUGAAGAUUUAUCAGGUCGACGACCAUUAACACAAGAAGAAGUGGUACGAUCGAAUAUCGCUUUUGGUUGUGUACCACGCUUAGAUGAAGCGGAAUGUCAACGAUCACUUUGCUAUAAUCUCUAUUAUCGUACCAUGGAUGGUACGUGCAACAAUCUAUUACGACCUUUACAUGGAGCUGCUUUUCGACCUUACAAUAGACCGAAUGCACGUGAAGUUAGCCGAUCAAUCCUUUCAUCCCGAAAAACGGUACUACAUCGAGAAUACAAUGCUUUAUUGAUGCAAUGGGGACAAUAUCUCAUUCAUGAAAUGGCAAAGACAACACUUGUACCAUCAGCCAAUUUCAAAUCUAAUAAAUGCAUUCGAGUCUCACGUUCCAGUGCCAUAUGUGGUUCCGGAAAACAAAAACCACGACAACAACUUAAUGAAAAUACAAAUUUUAUUGAUGGUUCACCAAUUUAUGGAUCAAGUGCUGGGGAUUUGCAUAAAUUUCGAGAAGGUCGAACGGGUUUUUUGAAAACAAUCUUUUUCAAUGGAUUUCAUUUACUUCCGUUCGAUACAAAUUUAUGUCGGAAUGCUGCAUCCUGUUCAGCAAUUUUUGUUGCUGGUGAUAGUCGUGUAAAUUUAUUCAUAGGCCUUAGCUCCUAUCAGAUUAUCCUCACACGAGAACAUAAUAGAUAUGAAUAA
Acanthocheilonema viteae is the source of this 953-nucleotide messenger RNA. The record is from the annotation of a GenBank genome assembly. NCBI's taxonomy places the organism in Eukaryota, Metazoa, Nematoda, Chromadorea, Rhabditida, Onchocercidae.